Poecilia reticulata (guppy) is the source of this 687-nucleotide messenger RNA. The record is from RefSeq and is a predicted model, not a curated record. NCBI's taxonomy places the organism in Eukaryota, Metazoa, Chordata, Actinopteri, Cyprinodontiformes, Poeciliidae.
CAUCUGUGACUUCUCUGUGCUCAGUGAAAACCUGGUUGAUCAGUUAGUGCAAGGAUGAAGUGCAGUGUGUUCAUUUUUGUCCUGUCAAUGGUUGUCCUUGCGGCUCAACCUGGAGAAGGUUUUCUACACCUCAUCUCUCACGUCAUCAACGGUGUUAGCCAUGGUAUUCAUGGCCUUGCUCGCCUCAUCCAUGGGAAUGGAAAGACUGACGUACAAGCAGACCAGCAGCAACUGGACCAGCAGGAAAUGGACCAGGAGCAACUGGACCAGCAGGAAAUGGACCAGGAGCAACUGGACCAGCAGGAAAUGGACCAGCAGAAACUGGAUCAGCAGGAAAUGGACCAGCAGCAACUGGACCAGCAGGAAAUGGACCAGGAGCAACUGGACCAGCAGGAAAUGGACCAGCAGGAAAUGGACCAGCAGCAACUGGACCAGCAGGAAAUGGACCAGCAGCAGAAAGACGAACAGCAACUUAACAAGCGUUCCUUUAAGUACCAGGCUGUAAAACAUCGUAUUGCUUAGACUCAGUGAGCAAACCUGAGAAUGCUUUCAAUCUUGUGCUAAUUCUAUAAGUAGACUUGUCUAUAACCCAGAGAAUCCUUUCUUGAAAAAUGUUUUCUUUGCUAAAAAUUAAGUUGAUCAGUUUGGCUCUUAGCCUGUUGAACAAUAAACCUCUGCAGCAGCAUA